This is a messenger RNA of Alternaria rosae, 4173 nucleotides long. RefSeq lists its product as uncharacterized. Bases 1 to 4173 code for a protein of 1390 amino acids. Gene Ontology annotation, biological process: protein dephosphorylation; negative regulation of MAPK cascade. The transcript is spliced from 3 exons. Gene Ontology annotation, molecular function: MAP kinase tyrosine/serine/threonine phosphatase activity; protein tyrosine/threonine phosphatase activity. NCBI's taxonomy places the organism in Eukaryota, Fungi, Ascomycota, Dothideomycetes, Pleosporales, Pleosporaceae. The record is from RefSeq and is a predicted model, not a curated record. Gene Ontology annotation, cellular component: cytoplasm; nucleus; cytosol.
AUGGACGGACCCCGACCUCUUUCCGAGGUAUCUCGUCUGGGCCUUCCCGUCUUCAGGAUGCGGCCUCCAGGGGCCUACUCUAGGCUGGCCAGGUUCGCCAGGUCCGGGGAACAAGGGCAGAAGGGCAGUUUGUCGAGGGCAGUCUCCUGUGGAGCGGAGGCGACGAGUAUUUGUUUGCUAGGCGAGGGAAGUGACGACUACGCGUACGCUGCGAACCAAGAUCGCCAGCAGUACGGUAGACAGGCUCGCAGCUCGCAGUUCGUCUCCCCCAUCCAUCGACAAGACGCAUUCACGCCGCCUCAAUCACGACACACAGCGUGCUCGCCUCGCCUACCACGACCCCCUCCUCCCACAUUCAGGCGGCAGCGGCUCUGCGAUCGACCGGCUUCCCUCGUCCGCACUACCCAAGCUGGUCACCACUCUGCCCUCGACCCUCCCCAUCGUCCAGAGUGCGUCGCAACAGACCCUCAUCGUGAGCGCGGCACCCACCCUCGACCGCGCCUUCCUCACCACCGCCGCUCGCACCACCCGCACCCGCUGCGUCGCACGCUCUUGCCCUUUCUACCCACUACGCCGCAUCUCCUCAGGCAUAGGCGCAUCGCCGGCCCAGUCGCUCCUUCCCCCAGGCGCUUAGUAGAGGAUCUGGUAUUCUCGCUCCAAUUCACCACGCCAGCGCCCCUCCCCACUGCUAUUGGCACCCAGUGUACGGGCACCUGUCACCUGUCAACCGUUACCUGCUUGACCAUGUGCACUCUACCACCAAUCUUCGAGUCGGGAAACAGCUUCUCAACCUGUCUUCAGCCUCCAUUCCCCACUCCCCCGUCCCGCAGCCCUCGUUUCGAAACACAUGCGCCUGCCAUGUCUGCCUCGCCCACAAUAUCCCAUGAUGCUGACACUCCGACUCUGAAAAGGGCUUUCUCUACACCUAAUUCUUCUUUCCCUUCUAAGAAACUCGAGCAGUCCUUCACCCACUGCACUGCACCACCCUUCAACCCACCACGACCUCCACGUUGGCCCAGUACCACCCGCAACCACUGCCCACGCUUGGCAACGCACACAAGUCCCAGCAUGGUUCAGACGAGCGCGCGCUCAUUCAUGCCCAUGCCAUCAUUCGGCGCCGUAUUUGGAGGAGAUCACCACAGCAAGGGCCAAAAUGGCGGGAAUGUAGCACGCCCUGCCACGAGCCCCAACACCAACUCGGGCACACCCUUCUCCUCCUUCCACAUCCACAGCGAAAGUCGCGACAGCACAUCGACGGGCUCUUCCGACAACUCCCCGACCACAACCAUAUCAACCAUGGACUCGUCCUCGGUGACAGACCCCUCUCCAGGCGUGUCUCCCGAAUCGCCCCUCGCAAAGACAAUUACGCCCUCGUCUUUCGUUGCCGACUUCAGGUCUAGACGAGCAGAAGCGCCUGUCGGGGAACCGUCAGCCGGCCCAUUCUUCGAAUUGCAGCGUCCCACAACACCCGCAAAGAAGCCUCGGAAUCUCAAGAACCUUGGUAUCAACACAGCGUCUUCGCUCAGCAACUUGCGCGCACACACUCCAGCUCCCAUAGCAGUAGCUCCUAAAGAGAAGAACAGCUCGGCACCGCCAUCACCACUGUUUAUCAAACCGCCGACACCGCCGAAGCGCCGACCGUCCAACUUGAGCUUAACCAUUUCUACGCCUGGUAGCAACGAGAGCAAGCCAGUACGAUUGCUCAUACCCUCAACUCCGUCCUUCAAUCGUCCGCCGCUUCGCCACUUCCAGUCAUCUCCUUCGCUACCAUUAUGUUCACCAAGUACGAAUCCAAUGGGUGGUAUGCAGUUGCCUCCCCUACGACCUGUUGCACCCAAGCAAAGUGGCCUCAGCGAAGUCCCUUUUGAAAUGGAAGAGGAAGAGGACCAGGAACCGAACUUCGAUGUUCCCCAGUCGCGAGAGGAAAAGCCGGCUGCCUAUCCCAACGGCCCCAUCUGCAUCUAUGAGUCUGGCGUGUUCCUCUACUUCGAGCCAACCGCUAUCCAGGCCACCACUUUCGAUGUCAUAAUCAACGUCGCGAGCGAAGUAAAGAACCCAUUCACUACGCCAACGGUGGAAUCACAAAAAGACAUUGAUGCCAGGCGCAUAGAUGGCCCACCGGCGGAGAAUGUCGAUUUUGCUACCCUUUCACAGCGACCAAAGCAAUCGUUUGGUAUGGAAGAUGGCUCGCCAACCACACCCAAAGCCACCCCGGUCAUGCAAACCAUACAGCCGCGCGAGGUUGUGAUCGAGGGCAAGACAUACAAGACACCAGAGUACAUCCAUAUGCCCUGGGAGCACAACACAGACAUCGUUCCCGACCUUCACAAAUUGGUCAGGAUGAUAGACGAGAGGGUUCAGCGUGGAAAGCGUGUACUCAUCCAUUGCCAGUGUGGUGUCAGUCGUUCUGCCAGUUUGAUCGUCGCCUACGGCUUGUACAAGGACCCGCAGAUGAGUGUGCAAGAAGCGUACGACAAGGCGAAGAAGCGAAGCAAGUGGAUCGGGCCGAACAUGAACCUCAUCAUGCAACUGCAGGAGUUCCGCAACAGCUUGUUAAGACAGAACGAAAGCCGCUCAUAUCACAACCAAGGAUAUGGACGCCGAUCCGCCGGCCUUCCUUCUACCCGCUCCACGGGAAACAACAAGUACUCUUCGUACGAUAGGGAUUCAGGUUCGGGAUCGCGCACUCCACGAACAGCACCGCUUCCACCCGACAGCGACAUUAGCAUGCAGCGGGCCAGCACAGGCAAUAUGAUGGCUAUAUCUCCCGGUCCCCUAUCGGCACCUACUGGAGCCUUCUCAGCCUGUUUCCGUCGGUCCUGGGACUCAAGCCCAGCGCAUUUUGAUGUCCCCUCUGAGCCCUCUCCGACAACGACGACGACACCGUACGUUGAUCCUACGGGUCACGUUGUGCCCGUGGUCUCGAUAAACAGCGACGACCUGCCGACCAUUCAGACUCAAGACGUUUCCGACAGCGAAGAAUCUUCCGAGCCUACUCUCAAACUUGCCUCUGUGCCCAACUUCUCACGUCAACUUCCAUUACGGUUGGGCCUGAGCAACGAUGAGGGCGAUUCAUUCGGAGCAGGAGAGAGACAUCUAGCGCCUCUGCAACCAUCAGGAUUUGAGCCACUUCGAUCUCCAGCUGUGGCGAGUUUCAACAUACCUUCCUUUAGCUCCUACGAUGCAUCCGAUUCCGAGGUCAUGUCGCCAAUCAAGACUUCGUUUGACAACCCAUGGCCGGCAGGCUAUGAUCUGGAUAACGAACCUUCCGCGCCUGAGAUUACUUCGCCAGUCGCUACACAAUUUCCCAAGGAUAUCUUUGGUCGCACAGACGCAAGCCUAGAAGAUGACCUGAAGUCGCCACGUGCCACAGAAUUCCACAUGACUCCACUAAAGCCGAGGGUAGCAGAUGAGGAUCCAUUUGGCUUGACAUCGCCGACAAGAGCAGACUUCAAUCCAUUCGACAGGCCUAGCAUAGCGGCUAUCAAGGACUCUGAAGCUGAGGAUCGCCGGCCGUCAUUCCAAGCCAUCCUACCGCCUGCACAUCAGACUUUCAACGGCUUUGCAUCGCUGGACGGUACGGCGCAAACGAACCCCAUGUUCCAGGCCCCCAGCUUGCUUUCCAUGUCCUUCCCAAAACAUAGCCAAGACGCCGGACCACGCAUCGACAGCCUUAGCAAUUCACCCGAAAAACAAGCCUUGACCCCUAUCGACCCGGCUGAACCUGUUCCUGUAGCGUUCCCCAAGGCGCCGGAUACGCCCCGAUCGCCUAGCCAAACAUUCCUUUCAACUCCCGCCAAGGCCAUUCGCACUAGGUUCUCAUCACCGAACAUGCGCGAACAACGAAAGUUACACAAGCUACAAACGGAGAUUCAGUCAAAGCUGCCGAAACCUUCUGCUCCUCAACAUGCUGCUGAUGACAUCGACGCUCUCAUGUCACCGCGUGCCGAGGAGUUCACAAGGAAUCCCUUCCAUUUCGAACUGCAGUCCUCUGGCGACGACACGAGUCCGGUAUCUUCCAAUGAGACGAUCAAGGACGGACGAAACGGCCACACCGCAUGGGAAGAACCACCACCCCGGCAAUGGACGCCUGAAAAGGCCACCGUUGACCCCCGAAGCCCUGUCCAAACUGGCAGUAACCCCAUUGUUCGCAACAUCUGGGACGUACUGUGA